Molecule: messenger RNA, 2201 nt
Organism: Nannospalax galili (Upper Galilee mountains blind mole rat)
Lineage: Eukaryota; Metazoa; Chordata; Mammalia; Rodentia; Spalacidae
Gene: Znf579
Product: zinc finger protein 579
Exons: 2
Coding region: 122-1807 (561 amino acids)
Source: RefSeq, a predicted model, not a curated record
GACACCGAGCCCAGCCUUCUCCUCCUCCACCCCCCUAUCACGCUCGCCCUCCCUUCCCCGACACCACGGUUCGGAUUGCCCGGCAGCGGGGAAGGAAGAAAGGAGCGCAGGAGGCGGAGGCAUGGAUCCGCAGCCCCCUCCACCUGCCCAGGGCAGCCCGCCUCACCGUGGCCGAGGCCGUGGCCGUGGCCGAGGCCGUGGUCGAGGCCGUGGCCGCGGCAGGGGGGGUGCUGGAGCCCCCCGGGCACCUCUGCCCUGCCCCACGUGCGGCCGCCUCUUCCGUUUCCCCUACUACCUCUCUCGGCACCGGCUGAGUCACUCGGGCCUCCGGCCCCACGCCUGCCCCCUGUGCCCCAAGGCCUUCCGCCGGCCUGCGCACCUGUCGCGCCACCUGCGUGGCCACGGGCCGCAGCCCCCACUGCGCUGUGCUGCCUGCCCACGCACCUUCCCUGAGCCCGCCCAGCUCAGGCGCCACCUGGCCCAGGAGCACGCGGGGGGCGAGGUGGAGCUGGCCACCGAGAGGGCAGUGAAAGAGGAGCCCGAGUCCAGCCAGGGCUCGCAGGACGACGGCGUGGAGCAGCCCGGCGCGCCGGUGGCUGAGGCAGCGGAGCCGGAGGUGGCGGCGUGGCCCGAGACGUGGCCCACCGGGGAGCCCGCCCCGACGGUGACCCCGGCGAGCACCGAGCCGAGGGAAUCGGAGGCGGAGGAGGCGGAGGCCGGGGCGGCCGAGUUGCGGGCAGAGCUGGCCCUAGCCGCCGGGCGGCAGGAGGAGAAGCAGGUUCUGCUCCAGGCCGACUGGACGCUGCUGUGUCUCCGCUGCCGCGAAGCCUUUGCCACCAAGGGGGAGCUCAAAGCGCACCCGUGCCUGCGCCCCGAGGGCGAACAGGAGGGUGAAGGGGGGCCCCCGCCGCGCCCCAAGCGGCACCAAUGCUCCAUCUGCCUCAAGGCUUUUGCCAGGCCCUGGUCCCUGUCGCGGCACCGGCUGGUCCACUCCACCGACCGGCCUUUUGUGUGUCCAGACUGCGGCCUGGCCUUCCGCCUGGCCUCCUACCUCCGCCAGCAUCGCCGUGUCCACGGCCCGCUCAGCCUGCUGGCCCCGCUGCCCGGGGCAGGCAAGCAGGACGACAGAGCCUCGGGUGGACGGAACUCAGGGAAAGGGUCCGAGGGGGGCGAAGGGGCAGAAUGUGGAGGUGCCCCAGAAGGUGGAGAAGGAGGGCAGAAUGGAGGAGAUGCCACCCCAGCCCGACCCCCAGCGGGGGAGCCACGCUUCUGGUGCCCCGAGUGUGGCAAAGGUUUCCGACGCCGGGCACACCUGCGCCAACACGGGGUCACCCACUCCGGGGCACGCCCUUUCCAGUGUGUUCGCUGCCAACGGGAAUUUAAGCGACUGGCAGACCUGGCCCGCCACGCUCAAGUCCACGCCGGCGGUCCCGCCCCGCAUCCAUGCCCUCGCUGCCCACGGCGCUUCUCCCGCGCCUACAGCCUGCUGCGCCAUCAGCGCUGCCACCGGGCGGAGCUGGAACGCGCGGAGCUGGAGAGGGCUGCCGCCCUGCAGGCUAUCCAGGCCCAGGCUCAGUCACCCCAGACCCCGCCGCUGAAGCAGGAGGCAGAAGGGCUCCCCUUGUCCGUCGCACACAUCAAAGAAGAGCCACCCUCCCCUGGGACCCCACCCCAGGCCCCACCGGCUCCUCCUGUCUUCCUCAGCGCCUCCUGUUUUGACAGUCAAGACCACUCAGCCUUCGAGAUGGAGGAUGAAGAGGUGGAUAGCAAGGCCCACCUACGAGGGUUGGGGGGCCUGGCCUCCUGACCCUCACACCCGCCCUCUGCCCCUCCAGAUGAGCUCCCCGUAGGAGGAGGGAAGUUGAAGGAGAGGCGCCUCCUCUGCCUAUAACUCAAGCCCUUGACGCUAAGGAGAGGAGGCCCUGGGCCACCCACCUUCCCCGUUACCCAUCCCUAGACCCCUGAUGCUGGUUAGGAACUGCUCACCCCAACACAUGUCUUAAGUAAAGCAGGAUAAGGCGGAGGACGCUUGGUCAGAGGGCUACAGACUGGUGGGUUUGCCCCAGCCUGCCAGUCCUCCAUUACAAACACUGGACCUGCCAUGGCUUCUCUGGAGCUGCCAGACCCAGUUCUGGGGUUCCCAGUGAGCAAAGGUCUAUCCCCGUUCCUUUGUCUGUCUGUGAAUAAAUGUGAGUUCGUGA